UUGGCCUGUUCCACCACGUAUUUCACCUACGCUAGUCAGUCUAAAGCGACCUGCAAGCUAUGAAGACACGACUGCGUGACAGUAUGUUGCUGGUUCUGAUUCUGAUCAUGGUUCAGAUGAAUCGGGUUCACUCUCAGGAUCCCCAGUGGCCGGUUCACACAGUCUGCGACUCUGAAAGAAUUACGGUCACCUACAGGAGCUGCGACCCUUUGCAGGAUGUAGGUUUCACUUUCCUGCCUUGCCCUGAAAGAUUAACCGAUCUUGUAAAAAUCAGAUUGGCCUUGAUUCUGAGGCAGUCCAUCGAUGAGCUUUAUUCAUCAUACGAGCUGUGGCUAAAUGGUCACACAAUCUUGAAACGAGACGAGCCCCUCUGUCUUCCUCAUUUCCCACGUUUCAAGUUUUGUGGAAACAGGAGAGGAGAAAUCACCAUCGUUGAGUCAUCGUUUAAGUCAAAAAUAGAUCUUCCUCUAAAGGCUAAUUUUGAUCUUAAACUACGUGCAAUAAAUCAAGAUGGCUUCCUGAUUGCCUGCGUGAACACCACUCUCAGCUUUCAUUGAUCCUUUAAGAGCAGAGGACCUGUUCUUCAGCUGAGAGCUACUGUAAAAUGUAUUACAUUGUGGUAAUCAUAUUAAAUAGUGUUGAAUGUUAUUACUGCAUUUCAGCAAAGGAAUGUUUAAGCUAUUUGUGUUGUUCCUCUAUGAGAGACUAAUUGGUGUUUGUACAGUUAUGGGAACUGUAACUGCUGAGUAAAUAUCAGCGUGUGUUCAGGAUUUUAGAUGCUGUCAGAUGAUUUUAUUGUUUUGCCCUGGUCCCAGAUCUUUACUCUUUUAAAACUAUAAAAAUCCAUUAAAAAAUAAAAUACAAACAGAAAGGGGGAAAAAAAGAGAGAGAGAGAAAAGAGAAUUAUUAUAAAAAUUUCAUUUCAAUAUUUAUUUUGGGAAAAUAAUUAAUUAAAUUAAUAAGUUUUUUUUUCUCCUGAAAAUUACGGAGGACACUUGAGCAUGACUGAAAUACAGUAUGAGACCGUAUCUGUGAAUAAAAUAAAGGAACAUCAAGGUAA
Onychostoma macrolepis is the source of this 1060-nucleotide messenger RNA. It is a transcript of the gene ly86, whose product is annotated as lymphocyte antigen 86. Gene Ontology annotation, biological process: innate immune response; positive regulation of lipopolysaccharide-mediated signaling pathway. Lineage: Eukaryota; Metazoa; Chordata; Actinopteri; Cypriniformes; Cyprinidae. The record is from RefSeq and is a predicted model, not a curated record. The transcript is spliced from 5 exons. The coding region runs from base 60 to 557 and encodes 165 amino acids.